Molecule: messenger RNA, 1215 nt
Organism: Cercospora beticola
Lineage: Eukaryota; Fungi; Ascomycota; Dothideomycetes; Mycosphaerellales; Mycosphaerellaceae
Source: RefSeq, a predicted model, not a curated record
AUGCCGCGCAAAUUGUUCCCGCGUAUUGUUGGAGAAGAUGCCAACAACUACCUCCUGACAACCACUAACUACGAGGACUGCAAAGAAGCCUCUGUCAAGUGGAUCCCGAAGGACCAGGCCGAGCGCCACAUCAUCCCAGCCUGGGAGAUUCUGAGCUCGUCUGCUAUGCAGCGCCUCCGUUCAGUCCAAGGUAAGUCCUACGAGCCUUACACAGGCGUUGAUCGAGUCGAGCUACACUUCGGCGGCGGGGCUUUGUUUAUGUACAUCGAUAUGAAUCCGCCAGGGGGCGCGAUGCUGCGGGAGGUGAGGAAGGCUGGUAAGUGUACGGUGUGGAUGGUCGAGCCGUUUGUGUCGGGGCCGCGUCCGCGCAUGGAGGAAAAGCUAGCAGCUGCGGCAACCAACUCGACAUUUCGAGCAAUUGCUCCCGCACCAAUGACAUCUGCGCCACCACCAGCAAUGGCACCAACGAUGUCGCCGGUAACGUCACCAAACGCCUACGACCGCAAGUCGAACUUCACUGGCGCAAUGCCGCUGAACUCAUUCCUGGCGUCUUCUCCUCUCACCUCUUCUCCGUCGAAGAAAGAACUCCAAAGCAAGAUGUCUCCAAUCGAUUCGCCUCAAGCUCAGUACUCGGAUGGCAAGAUGGAAUGCGAACGAACCUCGCUGCCGCCUCCAGCGAUCUCUGAGACUAAACCGAUCCUGCUCGAAGAACCAGCUUCCCAGGCUCUACCAAUCCGUGCCAAUUCGCCGACACCAGGCAUUCCCCUGACUCAGCACAUCACGCUCCCCUGCGAAGAGCAGACCGGACAUGGCCUCGACCACGACAACGGCUUCUUCUGUGGAGGAAUCUGGCACGACGACAUCCAGCUCGGCUUCAUAACCUGCAAAGUCUGCGUCGGCACCGCCAUGUUCCAGGCCAUGUUGGAUGGCAACAACGACAUUAUCGAGCAUGGCGCCAACGUCCCAAUCUGUGUCCUCUGCGCCAAGAUCUGCGUUGAAGUCGAGCACAGUAAGAUGGGCUGCUUCUGCCUCGAGGAAAAGUGUACGCACUGCUUCCUUCACGCAGUGGAUGAUAUGAAGGUCCUUCGCGACGCCAUCGAACCCGGUACGAACUACGGCGAGUUGUGCUGUAAGUGCUAUCAGCCAAUCAUUGGUCUCCCACAGACCAGCAAGUGUGUUUUGUGCUGUGGGAUCAGUUUUGUCGCCACUGCAUAA